Messenger RNA from Soboliphyme baturini, 444 nucleotides. NCBI's taxonomy places the organism in Eukaryota, Metazoa, Nematoda, Enoplea, Dioctophymatida, Soboliphymatidae. The record is from the annotation of a GenBank genome assembly.
AUGUGGCAGUGGCUCGGGGGCCCGGAAGGAUUCUCCGAACUGGAGGAUUGGACACAGCUCCAACGAGCUUCUGUGUCUGGAUUUUAUGUCAAGGAGGGCUGCGGAAUGGAAGGGUGGCCUCCUGGGCCCUGGAGUAGCCUCCCUCUCUGGGGAUUUGGCCUGGCUUCCAAGAGUUUCAGGUCAUUCUGCGGGAAGGGAGGAGUCCUGUAUUCUGCCUCAGGUGUCCCUCCCAAAGAGGGAUUCCAGAGAAGAGCCCGGUUUCCUGGCGACUGGAAAACCCAAACUCGGCACGAGGCUUAUGGUGAGGGUCACAAUGCGUCUUUGUGCCCAAGGCGACCCUCCAGCAUGGGCGUGGCCUCCUGGGCCAUGCAGGUUUCUCCGACCCUGAAGGUUGGACACCAGGCCAACAGCAAGGUUUCUUGGAUGGCGAUGGAGGAGUUCUGA